Messenger RNA from Cinara cedri, 2747 nucleotides. The record is from the annotation of a GenBank genome assembly. Lineage: Eukaryota; Metazoa; Arthropoda; Insecta; Hemiptera; Aphididae.
GUGCGGGUCGGAACCUUUGCGGCUUUGCGGAUCGUAUCUUCCGCCGGAAAAUACGGCCUCCGAAACAGUAAUUAAACGACAACAAACGAUUUUUGGACGGCUGAAGUUCGGUGUGAUAUGAUAUUACCGCUAUGAACGUACGGACGUAUGUUACGAGUUGUUGCUUUAUUGAUUAAAAUUGCUCGUGGCUUUUGUUAUUAUCAUUUAUCAAUUAUUUUUACCCUCAAAUCUCAAUUUUGUAUUUUUUUCUAUGGUAUUUCUCGGCUAUUAUUAUUAUUAUUUUAUAUUUGUUUUUCCGAAAUGCCGUUGACCGAUGUACUAUCCACGCUGGGCGACAAUCCGUACUUUGGCGCGGGGUUCGGUCUCUUUGGGAUCGGUCUCGGAGCAGCAUUGUUACGCAAGGGUGCGUCGACUGGUCUCGUGUUGUUCCGUCGAAAUUUCAUGAUGACCCUGGAAGUACCGUGCCGCGACAAAAGUUAUCAAUGGGUAUUACUGUGGGUCACCCAAAAGGCGGCCCGGCGCACUCAACAUUUGAGCGUGGAGACAACCUUUGAACAAAUGGACACAGGACGGGUGAACACGACGUAUCAUUUCUUGCCCAGUAUAGGCGUACACCUAAUCGAGUAAUAUAAUGGUUUUAUAUCUCGUGACUGAAGCUCUUGGUCGGCUACUUCCUCGUUUUCUCCAGGGGAAGGGGUGUCAUGAUGAGACUGAUUUUAAAAUUUAAAAUAUGAAAAUUAUGAAAAUGGUCAUUAAUACAUUUAUCUACAAACCUGUAAAAAAAUUCAAUGUGGCACACAAAAACGAAAACCAAUUGGUAAAUCACAGUAACAAUGGUAUUAAUAAAUACUAAUCAUAUAAUAUAUUUUAAAUAACUUUUUCAAUUAAAUUGGUACCCAACAAUAAUUAUCAGGAACAACUUUCUGAUUAAAAUAAUCGAUAAAUAUAUGGGAGUUUACAGAAACAUUGCCAUACUGGGCUAAUAAUGUUUAGUUACAGAUAUAGUUAAAUAUGUAUAUUUUUCGUUGUUUAAAAUUUUUUAAAAUUCAACAUUCAAUUAAUUUGUAGUUUUGAUAAUCUCACACCUAUGAUCUAAUAGGUUUAUUAAAUGAUGAAAUAUAAAUAAUUGUGUUAAUUAAAAUAAAAUAAAUGUAUUGAAUAGUUUUAGUGAAGUCUUAUUUGUUUAAAAAACGACCUUACCCCUUCCUCUUAAAUGGGUAUUGGAUAGAAGAUCAAUUAAAGUAUUAUCAUUAAGGUGCUCAUUAAAAUGUUAAAAUAGUUUUUUGAAUUUUACAAAAUUUGGAAAACCGACACCAGGCUCCUUAAAAUUAAAAUUGGUUAACAUUAGUUUUUGUAUUAAAGAUGUAUGUACUUAAAAUUGAUUUGUUUUAAUGUUUAAUAAAAUAAAUUGCUAUCUGUAGGUAUAAUGGUAAAUAUAUUCAAGUAACUCGAACAAGGGAACAACAAUCAUUAGAUCUACACGCAGGUGUUCCGUGGGAAAAUGUUGUAUUAACAGCAUUUGGUACAAAUAAGUCACUGUUCACAAAUAUACUAGAAGAAGGUAAAAUGUAAACUGUACAUUCUUUUAAAACAUUUAUUGAUUUAGGUUUUUUUGCCAGGUAGCUCGUCAAAUGGCUUUAAAAACGAUGGAAGGCCGUACUAUAGUAUACACCGCAUUGGGAUCAGAGUGGCGUCCAUUUGGACAUCCACAAAAACCUAGGCCACUGUCAUCAGUAGUAUUAGAUGAAGGUGUUUCUGAGAGAAUAUUGAAGGAUAUACAAAAGUUUAUUGCCAAACCGUAUUGGUAUAUUGAACGCGGUAUACCAUAUAGAAGAGGUUAUUUGUUACACGGUCCACCUGGUUGUGGAAAAACAUCAUUUAUAAAAGCUUUAGCUGGAGAGUUGCAAUACGGUGUUUGUUUAUUAAAUUUAAGUGAACGUGGACUUACAGAUGAUAGACUGAACUAUUUAAUGACUGCUGCUCCACAAAGUACAAUUAUAUUAUUAGAAGAUGUGGAUGCAGCAUUUGGUGGGCGACAUGAAUCAAAACAAGGUAAAUUAUUGAGAUUAUUUUAUGUUUGUUAAUUAUAGUAUCAUUGUGAAUUUAUCUGAUUCUAUUGUUCAAUUUCACUUUAGUUGCUACAGCUUAUGAAGGACUGAGUCGUGUAACAUUAAGUGGUUUAUUGAAUGCUCUUGAUGGAGCGGCUUCAUCUGAAGCCAGAAUAUUAUUUAUGACCACCAAUUACAUUGAUAGGUAAGCAAAGUGACAAUAUAUUAUUAUACUUUGAUUGUGUUUACUAAAAAUUUAUUUGAUUUUAAGAUUGGAUGCUGCAUUAAUAAGACCUGGUAGAGUGGAUCUUAAAGAAUAUAUAGGUCAUUGUUCACAGUCACAAAUUGAGCGAAUGUACCAUCGAUUUUUCUUAGAUAAUAAUGACAAUGAACAACGUGCUAAAGAAUUUGCAGAGAUUGUUAUCAAAACAGGAAAACCUGUGAGUGCAGCUCAAAUACAAGGAUAUUUUAUGCUGGUGGAAGAGUAUUCACAUAAUGAAAUAAUUCAGAAUCAUCAACGCAUAUGGGAAUCUAAAUAAUUCAAUUUAUAUGAAUUUGUUUAUUAUUUUGUUGCUCAUUUUUUCAAAAAAUGUAGUCAAUUAAAAAAAAAUAAUCUUUAAUUAUUGAGCCAUUUGUGAGAGUACCAUUUUACCAUGUUGAACUGAUAGUCAAAUAUAAUUUAUUUUUGAAAUAUCUAUU